AUGUCGGCUAGAUACGAUAGAGCGAUCACAGUAUUUUCUCCAGAUGGUCAUUUACUUCAAGUGGAAUAUGCUCAAGAAGCUGUUCGCAAAGGUUCCACAGCAGUUGGUGUUAGGGGUGCAGAUGUGGUCGUUUUAGGAGUUGAAAAGAAGUCUGUUGCCAAGUUGCAAGAAGAGAGAACUGUCAGAAAAAUAUGUCUCCUUGAUGAUCACGUCGUGAUGGCAUUCGCCGGGUUGACAGCGGACGCUAGAAUCCUUAUCAACAGGGCUCAAAUCGAAUGCCAGUCACAUAAGCUAACCGUUGAAGACCCCGUAACUUUGGAGUACAUAACAAGAUACAUUGCUGGUCUUAAACAGAAGUACACACAGAGCAAUGGACGUAGGCCGUUUGGUAUAUCAUGUUUGAUCGGAGGUUUUGACUAUGACGGUUUUCCUCAUUUAUUCCAAACUGAACCUUCAGGUAUCUACUAUGAAUGGAAAGCAAAUGCAACUGGUAGGUCUGCAAAGACUGUUCGAGAAUUCUUAGAAAAGAAUUACACAUCUGAGGAAGUUGCAUCAGAGAAUGGUGCUGUUAAGCUUGCGAUUCGUGCACUUCUUGAAGUUGUGCAGUCUGGCCAGAAAAAUCUGGAAAUAGCAGUCAUGAGACGAGGUCAGCCAAUGCAAAUGCUCGAUUCUGAUACUAUCAACUCCUAUGUGUCUAUUAUAGAGAAAGAAAAGGAAGAAGAGGCAGAGAAGAAAAAACAGAAGAAGUAA
Molecule: messenger RNA, 750 nt
Organism: Arctia plantaginis
Lineage: Eukaryota; Metazoa; Arthropoda; Insecta; Lepidoptera; Erebidae
Source: the annotation of a GenBank genome assembly